Molecule: messenger RNA, 522 nt
Organism: Ambispora leptoticha
Lineage: Eukaryota; Fungi; Glomeromycota; Glomeromycetes; Archaeosporales; Ambisporaceae
Source: the annotation of a GenBank genome assembly
AUGUCUCGUGGCACACAAAUUCUUGAAGAUUUUGAAUUGUCGCCGCAGAAAUGGAAGGAUUUAGGCAUAAAUAUUAAUCAAGAUGGGAUUAAGCGAAGCGCAGUUCAAAUAAUGGGUCAACAUGGUAUAACGUUUGAUCGUCUCGCUGAAUUAGUUCCGGGUCUUUCAGAAAUUUCGCCUUCGUUGAGAAGCCUAUACCGGAUAUAUCUUAAAAGACAAGAAGCAGACGUUGAAGAAUUUAGAAAAGAUGAACAACUUAAGAUACCCGAGGAUAUUGAUUAUGACAAGAUUUAUAAUCUUUCAGCUGAAGUACGAUUAAAAUUAAAAUUGGUUCGACCAACUAGUUUGGGUGCUGCAAAACGUAUAGAAGGGAUAACACCAGCUGGUGUUCUAACCUUACUUAAAUACGUGAAGAGACAACGAAAAAGUAAUCUUGCGCCUCGUUCGUUUUCGUUGACCGAAUUGCAAGAUGGAAAACAUCAAGAUAAUGAAGAAUCAUUCAUCCAAGACAUAGAUAAAUAA